Photinus pyralis (common eastern firefly) is the source of this 2110-nucleotide messenger RNA. Its product is annotated as alpha-2C adrenergic receptor-like. Gene Ontology annotation, molecular function: G protein-coupled amine receptor activity. Gene Ontology annotation, cellular component: membrane. NCBI's taxonomy places the organism in Eukaryota, Metazoa, Arthropoda, Insecta, Coleoptera, Lampyridae. The record is from RefSeq and is a predicted model, not a curated record. Gene Ontology annotation, biological process: adenylate cyclase-activating adrenergic receptor signaling pathway. The coding region runs from base 1 to 1113 and encodes 370 amino acids. The transcript has 4 exons.
AUGGAGGAGGAAACGAAAGUGGAAGAAGGAAUACAGUUAAGUGAAGAAAUUGGAUACGUGCUGUAUUCGGCGUUAGGUUCCUUCUACAUCCCUUCCUGUAUAAUGGUGUUCGUGUAUAUCCGGAUAUACUUCGCGGCGAAAGCUCGCGCCAGAAGGGGAAUAAAAAAACCGCCCCGACGUCCACCACAUGAUGCCGUAACCAGCUUUUCAAACGUGCCUGGGGAAUCAAAAAAUGGAGCGGAUGUUCCGGCUAGUGGGUCUCUCGAUCGUAAUAGUAACACAUCGCCUCGUGACGGCGAAAGACAAAUCGCCACUAUAGAAUCACACCCCCAACCAAUGAUCAUUCCUACAGUCACUUGUGAUUUAGCUUCCGAUAUUUCAACAAGCGAUGCGGGCGAGAUUCCUACGGAGGGCAUGGAGCAAAAAGAUACCUUAAAGGACGUGAUUGAAUCUCAUCGACCCACCGGCAGUCCCCCUGGAGACAUGUUGGAAUUAAGUCCCGCACAUGUAUUUACAACCGCCCAAGUAGGAAGAAAUCCCAUAUCGCAGUGCCAGUAUAGAGGGUCCACACUCUCCGUCAACGGAGAACUUCAGCAGCAGGCAGCCGCAGCAGCACGUGCCCGGCAGCCAUCCGUAGGUAUAGAUACAGACAUGGUUAGUGAGUUUGAUCCGAGCAGCUCGGAUUCCGGUGUAGUGUCACGUUGUGCCGUAGUGAAACCUUUAAAACUCCGAUUGUGUAGACCAAUCUUCGGUCGGCGGACUGCGAAAAGCCGCCGUAGUGAAGAAAGUAAACCGGCAAAAAGUACAAAAAGUGUUGAACAGGUGGUGCCGCGAGUGCAAAAACCCCGUGAUCCGGAGCGCGAAAAGCGACGAAUAGCGAGAAAGAAGGAGAAACGGGCGACACUAAUUUUAGGUCUUAUAAUGGGUUCAUUUAUUGCGUGUUGGCUCCCAUUUUUCUUUAUGUACAUUUUACGAUUAGCGUACGAUAUUCCGGGUAUAGCCUUUGCGACCGCUUUUUGGUUAGGCUAUAUGAAUUCGGCUCUUAAUCCUGUAAUUUACACGAUAUUCAAUAAGGAUUUCCGAAGGGCGUUUAGACGUAUACUGUUUAAGUGAUGUUUAGCCUACGUGUGCUGCUACGAGUGCGUGAGCAGGCGCAUACGCACCGCGCAGUACCGAAGUGCACCCAGCGCUCUCUAUCGGAACUGAUUUUCGACAAUCGUCAUCUCACCUUCACGUGUACAAUACUAUCGCAAUAUCAUUAAUACUGCGUUGUUACAUUAUCUUUCAUAAGACGUCCGUGACGUCCUGCGUUUGCGAACUGUUGGAAAGCAGUUCGUCGAAAGCGCUUUUACCAGUAGCUAUGUAAUAUAUUAUAAUAUAAAGAAUACUUUUACUGUAAUAAUAAAUAUGGAGCAAUGACUACCACUGUGAUAACAUAACGCUUUCAUUCUGGAAUUUAUCUUAAAUAAUUUUAUCUAAAAAACAACAGAUCCUAUUGUACGUGUUUUAAAAGUCAUCAAUGUUUAGACGUUUCUUUUCUUCUAAAUUAUAUAGGUACCUAAAAGUUAUGUAAAUGACAUUAUUAUUAUUAUGAUUAUUAUAUCUAAGUGUUGGUGCGAAUGCGAGUACAUACAAGAAAAAUGCGUUAUUAUAUUAUAAUAGUUUAGACACCAAUUUAUCAUAUAAAUUUCUAACGGCGUAAAGCGCCAAACUAUUGUACGCCCUCCGGUAGACCAUCGCAAGUUAUUGACAUUGCCUUGGCGAGGUCUCCAGCGGCAGUCUUCCAUGAGCCCGCGGGGAUUGCCCCCGACUCCUGACAAACUUUUGCAACGAAACUAUGGUGCUAUUGACUGUUCGCCGGCCGACGUCCGGGGUUCCACUCCAGAAUCCCAGCCGGCGGCUACGUGGCGCCCCGCGUGGUGAAUUCGAGAGCCGCCCUGAGCCCGCGGCUCACGAAUUCAAAAGCUCUGUAUAUCUUGUUACAUCUUUAGACUAUAAUUACCUUAUUGUUACAUGAAAACAAAAUAUACCUAUUACUGUACUGUAUUUGUGUGUAUGUACGUUUUUUCGUGAAUACUAAUAUAAUUAUAUAAUAGGUAUAAAUAAAUGA